ACGGGCGGCGGGGGAGUGUCUGGCUGCCCCCGCCCCUCGAGUGAGCGCCUGGGCGCGGAGGUCCCCUCCCUCCUCGCUCGGAGUCUGCCAGCUCCCGCUCGCUCCCUGCCCACUCCCGGGGGGCCGUUCCGUGGCGCGGCCGCCGCGGCCACCGCUUCUUUCACACUUUAGUUGCGAGCCGCGCGCCGCGCUUAGUGACUGGAGAGCUGGCCGCGCGCCGCCUUCCCGCACGCACGCACGCGGGCCCAGCUCCGGGGUUUUCUGCUUUUACUCCAGGCGGCGGGGAGGAGGGGGAGCCCCGGCCACACUGUAGGGAGGAGGAGGAGGAGGACGUGGAGGAGGGAGGAAGAGAAGAGGCGAGGAGGCCAGGGGCGGGGGGCGGGGGGCUUGCCACCUUCAGCCCCCCCCGCGAGCGCCCAAGGUGCACACCCUGUUGCCAGCACCACCACAAGGUGGAUUUCCUCUGUGCUUGAAGAGAGAGAAAACAAUGUCCCCGCGCCUGUAGAGAUGAUUUGCAGUUCAGCCCAGCUGAAGCUGACUGAAUGAGCUAUGGGCUGUGCCUCUGCCAAGCAUGUUGCUACUGUUCAAAACGAGGAGGAAGCACAGAAAGGGAAGAGCUACCAGAACGGGGAUGUGUUUGGCGAUGAGUAUAGGAUCAAACCCGUGGAAGAGGUCAAAUACAUGAAAAACGGGGCAGAAGAGGAGCAGAAAAUAGCAGCCAGGAACCAAGAAAACCUGGAAAAAAGUGCCAGCUCGAACACAAGGCUUAAAACUAAUAAAGAAAUCCCUGGAUUCGUCCAUCAACCCAGAGCAAACAUGCACAUCUCUGAAAGCCAACAAGAAUUCUUCAGAAUGCUGGAUGAAAAAAUUGAAAAGGGUCGGGAUUACUGUUCUGAAGAAGAGGACAUCACAUAGCAUCAAUUCUCCCAGUCAGACCAGGAACUACUACUGUGUAAAUAGGUUACACCCCAGUUGAAACCUUUGCAAAGGUCGGUUCUCUUCACUGAACAGCACUAUAGCAAACGAAGACUGUUCCAUACCCUAUGCCCCAUUAAAUUACAGUGUUUCUUAAUGAACCUGCAAAGGAAUAUUGCUAAACACAAACACACACACACACACACACACACACACACACACACACACACACACACACACAGAGAGAAAAAGAAAAAAACAAAAAACAAAACUGUUCUGGAACUUUCUUUGUUGCUGCUAGUUAAAACUUGUUACAACUUUUCACUUCUCUCGUGUCCAAGUAUGCAGCAAAAUUCUGCAGUUCACCUUAAAGAUCCUGUUGGUUUCACGAUGCUCUCUAGCCUGAUUUCUCUACGGUGGGGUAGAGGUGAACUCUGAUACAGACGUCAGUUCUAGCCUGGUUCUGCUUUGAUGUCAAGCAUCCCUCCCCUCUUUUCUCCUUCUCCGUCUCUUUCGAGUGGUCUAGAGAUGGCCUGAGCCUUGCUUCUCACUGGUAAUGUGGGGCUAUGGACACUGGAUGGUGACCAUGGUGAGCCUAGUUUCUCUGCUCAAAAGCAGAAGAGCCACAAUUGUUGUGACCUGACUCCCGGAAGUGACAAAGGAACGUGCGAGCGAGGGAGCAGUAGGUCGUUCCACUGACUAGGACUCUUAGUGCAGGACUAAGCGUGUAGCUUUGGCUUUUGCUCAGACGCAAGUGGAGGUGUGAGCACGUGACCACAAUCAUUUUCAACCCCUCCUUCCUCGCCUUUUUUUUUUCUAAGAAAAUAAACAUUUUGCUGUUUUUAUGUA
Rattus norvegicus (Norway rat) is the source of this 1764-nucleotide messenger RNA. Lineage: Eukaryota; Metazoa; Chordata; Mammalia; Rodentia; Muridae. The record is from RefSeq and is a predicted model, not a curated record.